AUGGACGCGAGGUUCACCUGGAUGCUCUGCGUGCUCUGCCUGGUCAUCACAGUCCGAGCGUUUACUCAGGAAGGGUUCAAGGAGGUGUUGCUGAAGCAGCUGGGGCUCUCUGAGGUCCCUAAACUCCAUAAGAGAGACUUGGUGGAUCUGGUUAUCCCAGACCACGUAAAGAAUAAAUACAUCUCCAUGCUGAAGCGCCACAGGGUGAAGCGCCGAGCUUUGCCGAGCCUGGCUGGCAUCCUCAGGGGGAUCCCCGGCAACGCAGGCAUGGCAGGAGAAGUCCUCUACUCUGACACCACCACGCGCCAGAAGCUGAUCUUUGACAUGGAGGGCAGAAUACCUAAAAACAGCGAAGUGACAAUGGCUGAACUGAAACUCUUCAAAAAGCCUCUGGAAAGAGCAAACCUGCCUGCCAAGCAGUCUCACAGGCCCGUCUCCAAUGCCAGAGUCAGCGUGUACUGGGUGCAACCACAGCAGGAUGGUACCAACAGGACCUCCCUGGUAGACUCCCGGCUGGUCCCUAUACGCGAGUCGGGCUGGAAGAACUUCGACGUGACGCAGGCCGUGCAUUACUGGCUGCGAAACAAGAGGCGGGAGCCAAUGUUCCUGGAGGUCUGGAUUGAAGGCGAAAGGGUAGGCAGCCAUGCCUCAGAAAUGGCCAGAGCGGUGCGUUUCACCUCGCAGGACCCCAGGGAUAAAGCUGCAGGCAAACCCGAACUGGUGCUUUACACCCUCGACUUGGAAGACUAUGGGGGCCCUGGGGACUGCAAGGAGGAGGCGGUGACGGGGAAGUCCACCUGCUGCCGGCAGAAACACUACAUCAGCUUCCGCGAGCUCACCUGGACGCAGCACUGGAUCAUCGAGCCGGCAGGGUACCAGGCGUACCGGUGCUCGGGGGGGUGCCUGCGCCCGGUGCGGCGCUUCGGCUACGGGCAGCGCACCUGCGCCCUGGCACAGAGCUCCCCGCUCCCCGUGAUGUACCUCGUCAAGAGGGGCAACCGCACCGAGAUCGAAGCGGCCGAGUUUCCCAACAUGAUCGUCGAGAAGUGCAGCUGCGUCACGGACAGCAGGGCGCUGGUGUGA
This is a messenger RNA of Opisthocomus hoazin, 1083 nucleotides long. The record is from RefSeq and is a predicted model, not a curated record. NCBI's taxonomy places the organism in Eukaryota, Metazoa, Chordata, Aves, Opisthocomiformes, Opisthocomidae.